Messenger RNA from Mycena citricolor, 444 nucleotides. The record is from the annotation of a GenBank genome assembly. NCBI's taxonomy places the organism in Eukaryota, Fungi, Basidiomycota, Agaricomycetes, Agaricales, Mycenaceae.
AUGACCCAUUGUGUGCACCUGCUGCAGAACACUCGUCCUCACAGGGCACCCAUCAGAGUGGCUAAUGGACUUGUGGUCUAUUCAGAGCUUGUGGGGGAGAUAGUGCUUAGGCCACUGAUUCAUGGACAUGCCAGGAGCCGGUCUGUGAUCCUCUCCAAUGUGCUCUAUGUCCCUGCUCUGUCUCACAAUCUGAUCUCCACUACAUACCUGUCAGUUCACCAUGACUACACUGUGCUUAUGAAGGAGAACUACAUCCUGUUCAAGCGCAAUGGUGAAGUGUACUUUGUGGCAGACAUCUCAGAGCAGGGUCAGGCAUUUGUGAGAGAGACUGGUUUGUUGAAGCAGGAAAUGCAGAGAGGACUGGAGUCAACAGUAAGAAGCUCUGCAUUGCAAGACAAGACAAGAAAAGAAUCUACAGACCUGGAGUCAACAGUAAGAAGCUGA